AAUUGAAGUUAUUCAACACAAAUUUGACUGCGUUGAAAAGGAAUAUAAUUUUCUUUCUUUUCGUAUUUUGUUGUAAAUAUUACAUAUUUUCGUCAUGGUUGGCUUUGAAACUUGCGGACCGAAUGAAGCACUUGUUGUUUCAGGAAUGUGUACUGGAGGACCACCAAAAUAUGUUGUUGGUGGAAGACUGUUUGUACUUCCAGUUGUUCAGACAGUUCAGAGGUUAAACCUGAAUACAAUGACGUUAAAUGUUGAUUCACCAAGAGUUUACACUGUGGAGGGUGUACCUAUUUCAGUCUCAGGCAUUGCACAGGUUAAGAUACGAGGCGAGAAUAUGGAUAUGGUGAGGUCUGCAGCUGAACAGUUCUUGGACAAGAGUAUUACUGAAAUACAAAAGAUUGCCUUAGAAACUCUUGAGGGACAUCAGCGUGCCAUCAUGGGAACAAUGUCAGUUGAGGAAAUUUAUAAAGAUCGAAAGAAGUUUUCAAAAAGUGUUUUUGAGGUUGCAUCAUCAGAUUUGUUCAAAAUGGGAAUUGCAGUUGUCAGCUACACAUUAAAAGACAUUAGAGAUGAUGAGGGAUAUCUUUAUGCCCUUGGUAUGUCUCGAACUGCUCAAGUGAAAAGAGAUGCAAGGGUUGGUGAGGCUGAGGCAGGCAGAGAUUCUGGAAUCAAGGAGGCGCUUGCAGAAGAAGCAAGAAUGAAAUCAAAAUACGAAAACGAUACAGAAGUGGCGAAAUCUCAAAGAGAUUACGAAAUAAGACAAGCCGGUUAUGAUCUUGAAGUUCAAACAAAGAGCGCUCAGUCAAAACUUGCUUAUGAUCUUCAAGCUGCAAUCACGAAACAGAAAAUCAAAGAAGAAGAAAUGCAGAUUUUGGUCGUUGAAAGAACACAACAGAUCAAAGUACAAGAGCAGGAAAUGGAGAGAGUUGAGAAGGAAUUAGAGGCAACAGUUCGUCAACCAGCAAGCGCUGAGAAAUAUCGAAUGGAACAGAUUGCUGAAGCGAAGAGAAACAAAGUUAUACUUGAAGCUGAGGCUGAAGCGGAAGCUAUCAGAGUCAAAGGUGAGGCACAAGCGUUCGCUAUUGAAGCUAAGGCAAAAGCUGAAGCUGAACAGAUGGCAAAGAAAGCUGAUGCAUGGAAGGAUUAUCAGGAGGCAGCCAUGGUUGAUAUGGUGUUGGAAACAUUACCCAAGAUUGCGGCAGAGGUCGCCGCUCCAUUGAGUGGUUGUGAUAAGAUUGUGAUGGUCUCAAAUGGACAGGGUGAUGUUGGUGCUGGUAAGAUUACUGGUGAAAUCUUGGAUAUCGUUUCCAAGUUGCCAAAGGCUGUGGAAUCCUUGACCGGUGUGGAUAUCAGUAAGGCCCUGCAGCGAUCUGUUGGCACGAAACGCUAGUCUGGGUGAUUUCGUAGAAACUGGACAGGUUUUAUUAGAAUUAUUUGUUAUAAAUGCGAUUUUAUUACGGUAAACAAAUCAAGGUAAAGCUGAAUGCUUGUACUUGCACGCUGCGAUCAAAAUUAUUAUUAUUAUUAUGUAUAAUAUUAUAUAUGCCGCGAUGAUUAACCAUAAGUAAUCGUGAUAUAAUUAAAAAUCCUCCAUCAAACUAAAUUCUAUCCAGGCUUCUGCGAUUUGGCAAGUUGAUUUA
Molecule: messenger RNA, 1640 nt
Organism: Dendronephthya gigantea
Lineage: Eukaryota; Metazoa; Cnidaria; Anthozoa; Malacalcyonacea; Nephtheidae
Product: flotillin-1-like
Exons: 13
Coding region: 95-1390 (431 amino acids)
Biological process (GO): positive regulation of endocytosis; protein localization to plasma membrane; regulation of receptor internalization
Cellular component (GO): plasma membrane
Source: RefSeq, a predicted model, not a curated record